AUGGAAAUUCUGCGAGAAAAUGAAGGUUUUAUUGUAAGCCAAAAGAGAUUUACCUUGGACAUGCUGCAGGAAUUUGAUGUAUCUCAUUUUCCUCGAGUCAGUUCCCCUCUUGAUCCUUCUUCCAAGCUUCAAGCUAAUGAUGGGCACCCUUUGCAAAAUCCAACAGUAUUUCGUCAUCUGGUUGGUAAUUUGAACUAUCUCACUAACACUCGCCUGGACCUUUCUUUUGCAGUCCUUACUCUCAGUCAAUACUUGCAGAGACCCUGUAUGUCUCAUUUCUCUGCUGCCUUACGCGUGCUCAAAUAUUUGAGCUCUGAUCCAGGACAAGGAAUCCUUCUCUCAGCAGAAUAA
Messenger RNA from Nicotiana tabacum (common tobacco), 351 nucleotides. NCBI's taxonomy places the organism in Eukaryota, Viridiplantae, Streptophyta, Magnoliopsida, Solanales, Solanaceae. The record is from RefSeq and is a predicted model, not a curated record.